Molecule: messenger RNA, 855 nt
Organism: Microdochium trichocladiopsis
Lineage: Eukaryota; Fungi; Ascomycota; Sordariomycetes; Xylariales; Microdochiaceae
Product: putative short-chain dehydrogenase
Exons: 4
Coding region: 1-855 (284 amino acids)
Cellular component (GO): intracellular anatomical structure
Molecular function (GO): oxidoreductase activity, acting on NAD(P)H, oxygen as acceptor
Source: RefSeq, a predicted model, not a curated record
AUGUCCAUGUCCAUCCAAGACUGCGCCGCCGAGCGCGAGGGCUUCCCGCGGCCCUUCCCCGACACCCCGACAAACGUGCUCGAGCAGUUCAAGCUCACGGGCAAGGUCGCCGCCGUGACGGGCGCGGCCGAGGGCAUCGGCGGAGCGGUCGCCGACGCGUACGCGGAAGCAGGCGCCGAGGUCGCGCUGCUGUAUAACAGCAACAAGGCCGCUGCGGAGGAGCGCGCUGCCGCGCUGGCCAAGGAGCACGGGGUCAAGACGAAGGCGUAUCAGGUCGACGUCUCUGACGCCGAGGCCGUGCGGGCGACGAUUGCGCAGGUCGCCGAGGACUUUAGCAGGAUAGACAUUUUCGCUGCCAACGCAGGAAUGUCCAUCUCCAAGCCGAUCCUGGAGCAGACACUGGACGAGUACAAGAAGCAGCUCUCCGUGAACGUCGACGGCGUCGUCUACUGCGCCAAAUACGUCGGCGAGAUCUUCAAGCGCCAAGGCACGGGUAACCUGAUCAUCACGGCCAGCAUCAGCGGGCACAUUGUCAACGUCCCCGUCGACCAGCCCGUGUACAACGGCACAAAAGCUUUCGUCACGCAGUUUGGCAAGUCUCUCGCCCGCGAGUGGCGCGAUUUCGCGCGCGUCAACAUCGUCUCUCCGGGCUUCUUCGACACCAAGAUGGGUGCGGGCCCCGCGGCGCUGAACGAGGCGUAUCGUCUUGCGGUGCUGGGGCGGCAGGGGCACGUCAAGGAGAUCAAGGGGCACGUCAAGGAGAUCAAGGGGCUGUUUUUGUACCUGGCGAGUGAUUCGUCGACAUAUACUACCGGUAGUGAUGUGUUGAUCGAUGGGGGUUACGUUUUGACGUAA